Prionailurus viverrinus (fishing cat) is the source of this 2125-nucleotide messenger RNA. It is a transcript of the gene CBY3, whose product is annotated as chibby family member 3. The transcript is spliced from 4 exons. The record is from RefSeq and is a predicted model, not a curated record. Bases 187 to 924 code for a protein of 245 amino acids. NCBI's taxonomy places the organism in Eukaryota, Metazoa, Chordata, Mammalia, Carnivora, Felidae.
UAAGAGAACAUCUCCUUCACUUCUGUACAACCACGCCUGGAACACAGCAGACAAUAACUGCUGAAUAUGGGAAGAGCCCAGGGUCUGUUUUAUAGCUAGACCGUGUGCACCCCUUCUGUCCCAGGCUGGCCCAACCUGGAGGCAUUGUGAGUCAUAGCUGGUGGACAGCAGCUUAGUGGUUCAGGGAUGGGGCCAGGCCUGGGAGAGCAGCUUGGCACCUCCGACACAUCCUCCAGCAGUGCCCCUGGCUCGCCUUCAUCAUUCUGGACACAGGGCCUCCAGAGGCAAGGGCGCAGCCCUGGUCGCCCACGUCCUCGAGGCUCGGCACUGGGCACCCACGCGCCCCACAAGGUCCACUCGGUCCUCGCCCUGGAGGCCUUCAGGUGUCUUAGCUCAGGCCACAUCAGCCGCCUUUGGGAGCAGCUGCAGCAGUUCUGGGCCGACCACUUCUCGCAGCGCUUCUCCCCGCGGCGCCCGCCGCUGCGCCGCAUCUCCUCCAUGUCCACCUUCUACUUGCUAGACCACCGGACGCGCCAGGCCGAGCUGGGCCUCAGCUACGGCGCGCCGCGCACUCGCCUGAGCGAUGAGGCCUUUGUGUUCCGCGGCGGCCAGUGGACCACCGAGGGGCAGCCGCGGCGGUCGCGACCGCUGCUGCCCUCACCCAGCAACUCGGGCUGGAAGACGCAGGUGCAGGGGGUCAACAGCCAAUUGUUGCUGGAGGAGAACAACUACCUGAAGCUACAGCAGGAGCUGCUCAUGGACAUGCUGACUGAGACCACAGCGCGCAUGCACCUGCUGGAGAAGCAGCUCGAUUCCCAGGCCAGCCCGGCGUCUGGGGCGCGCUCCUGGCAGAGGAAGAUGCGCAAACGCGAAGGCGCGAACGCGGUGCUCUUGCUCCAGCCGCGCGCUCUGGAGUCGCGGUGACGCAAUAAAGCCCGUGCGGCGCACGCGCAUUUCGCUCCUCGCUGCCGGCCCGGCGCCUUCGUGGGCAGCCAAGUGGGGUCGGCUCGGGCUCGCGACCUGCGGGUAGGGACCGUCACUUAGUGCGCGUUAGUGGACGGGUGACUCAGCCGUCAGCCCGUCUCGGGAGGGCGCGAUAGGGCCGUGGAGGAAGAUUUCCUGUGCUCUCAAAGAGAUUUGGCCAUCCUGGAACUUCAUUUUGUCCUACAGCAGUGGCCUUGAGCUGAAUCGUGGCUGUUACCUCCUGAUUCUUGGGGCCACUCCUACCAGGAUUGACCCCCUCUCCAGUUCAGUCUGGGAGGCCAUCCGUGCUCUGCCUUGCCUGCUGUUGAAUCUUGGACGCGUUCAGAAUAAGAGCGAGAUCACUCAGAAGCCUGUGCCCAAGAUGUGCGUCUGCACACACGUGGGACAGGAAUACCACAGAAGCCUGUGGCAGCCAGAGGGGACUGGGCACAGAGCAGAGGCCCGAAGAACUUGCUCGGUCACCGGGAACAGUGCCAACAGGGAGUGAGGAGGCCUCACGUGGGACCCUGGGAAGCAGGAGUGGCUCUAGGGCUGUGACCAGCACCACUAUCCCUGGAGCCACAGAGCAGGAGCCUUGGCCCCUGUACCCUCGGGAGCCACCACCCAUCAGCCUGUCUGCUGCUUUCUGUCCCCUCCUAGUAUAUCGCACCUACAAAAAUUUUAGCAAUACUGUAAUAUCAUAUACUCAAUUUGUUUUCAACUGGUCCGUGCCCUAUCUCUGAUCAGGCAGAGCUGAAUAGAAGUAAGGGGACAGAGGGUCAUGGGGACUCUGUGCACUCACCAGUGGGUGGACUGGGUGUAGACCUUAGAAACCCAUGUCCUGGGGUUAUGCCAGCAGAGUUACAACUCUCCAGGGAAAGUGCAAGACCAGUCAGUGGCUUGGUGUGUGGAUGACCAUGGACUGAGGCCUGUGUGUGGCCUGAAAACCAAUAGCGAUGGGACUGUGGAGCAUGGCCCUUCACACCGUGCGCAGGCCUCUGAAGAGACACAUCCACCGGUCACAAUGUAUGGACAUUUUUGGGUCCUGAUUUUCAAGCAAACUAAAACAAACAAAAAACACCCCCCCCCCCCACACACACCAAAACCGAUAGAGGGGCGCCUAGGUGGCUCAGUCAGUUAAGCGUCUGACUCUUGAUUUCGG